This is a messenger RNA of Austrofundulus limnaeus, 1304 nucleotides long. It is a transcript of the gene mtres1, whose product is annotated as mitochondrial transcription rescue factor 1. Lineage: Eukaryota; Metazoa; Chordata; Actinopteri; Cyprinodontiformes; Rivulidae. Gene Ontology annotation, cellular component: mitochondrion. The record is from RefSeq and is a predicted model, not a curated record. Gene Ontology annotation, molecular function: RNA binding. Gene Ontology annotation, biological process: regulation of mitochondrial transcription.
UGGCUGGUUGGAAUGCGAGCAUGCAGAAUUUGGUGGUUCACGUUCUCGCCAUGAGGCAGCUGGGACGGCUGAACCCUCGUCACCUCCUGGCUGCAGGAUACGGGCAGAGACGGACCGAGUGGUGUCCCAGAACCAUCCACAUCCGACAGCUGUGGGGCUGCUCCAACUUUUCUGCGCCGGGUGGUCCCAGAUCUGCUCUCCGGGGCAGAGACGCCGCAAAAACCUGGUCGGUUCAGCAGCUGAGGUUUAAAAGUAAGAAGAAAGGCGCUUACGGGACAAGACAGGAGGAGGACGAAGAGGAUGAGGACGACUCAGAGGAGAGUGAUUAUGAAGACGAGGACCCAAAUUUACCCCAAGGUUAUAAAGAUAUGGAGAAAUACGUCCCGUCUUUCCGCUACGACGUCAUCCUUAAGAAUGGACUGGAUCUAGCUCGCAACAAAGUUGAGGACGCCUUUUACGACAACAAGCUGAGACUAAACGGACUGAAACUGAUCAAGAAAAGUAAAGCGGUCAAWGUCGGGGACACCUUGGACCUCGUGGUGUCGGAGGACAACGAGACGAGAAGUGUCACACUGAUGAGAGUCGUCUUAAGAAAGAUUUUAGGGGAAUCCGAAGACAAAGAAAAACACAAAGUUGCUUUAAGACGAUGGAAAAACCUCCAGCUUUCCAAGGAGGAGGCCUACAAGUCAUGAACUUUUAUUUGACAGACUGGAUUUAAACUAUCUUCAACAGUACAGAAGUUUGAGUUAUGGGAGAAAUUUGUAGUUUUACUGUCUCUACUGUAGGAUUCUGACAUUAAAGGUGCAUUUUAAAGUUGUAAACUCUUAAAAAUUCUAGUCUGCUCUGUGUAAAAUCCAGUUUCAAGGAAAAUAUAAUAAAUAAUCUAUAAUUGUCUUUUGCUUCCAAAGAGACAUGUUUUUACAAAAACCUUUUAAAAUAUAAUUUUAGAGACACCUGGAAAGUAAAACAUUAAAUGCUAAAUAAAUAAAAUCAGAGUACCACACCAUAAGUAUUAUAACUUUUAUUAGAAAUGAGUUACCAUGAUCCACUGUCAUGUUCAAUUACUUGUAUAUUAUAAACUUCUAUAAGAAGGUUUAACAUACAGACAAGUUCAAGAAUAACCAGGUAAAGGACAAUAUUUCUGCCCCUGUACACCACAAUGACUUUAAAUCAGGCUGUUUAGUGAUUAAAGUGAACUUUUAAUUCAAGUAAGUUUCUAAAAAUUAUUGCAGCAGCAUUUAAGAUGUACAAGGGAUUACACGAAUGUUCAAAACCAUAAACUAAAUAAAAUUGAUCUUUUGAUA